Molecule: messenger RNA, 1827 nt
Organism: Eublepharis macularius
Lineage: Eukaryota; Metazoa; Chordata; Lepidosauria; Squamata; Eublepharidae
Gene: NFU1
Product: NFU1 iron-sulfur cluster scaffold
Exons: 8
Coding region: 15-791 (258 amino acids)
Biological process (GO): iron-sulfur cluster assembly
Cellular component (GO): mitochondrion
Molecular function (GO): iron-sulfur cluster binding; iron ion binding
Source: RefSeq, a predicted model, not a curated record
GCGGAGCAGUCAAGAUGGCGGCGGGAGCAGCGGCGACAGCUGUCGCUGCGCGGCGGUUGGGAGUGACCGCAGCGGGGCUGGGUGGCCGUUUGUGUUGUUGGGGAAGAAAAGAAGUUAACAGAGCAACUAAAGCAGCUGUACACCUUGCAGUACAACGGAAGCCGUUCCUUCCCUCUACAGCACUACAGAUGGCGGUAAGAUCUAUGUUUAUUCAGACACAGGAUACUCCAAACCCAAACAGCCUGAAAUUUGUUCCAGGCAAGCCAGUCCUGGAGGCUAGAACGAUGGAAUUCACCUCUCCAGCUUCCACAUAUUGUUCUCCCUUAGCAAGACAGCUUUUCAGGAUUGAAGGAGUUAAAAGUGUGUUCUUUGGAACAGACUUCAUCACAGUCACAAAGGAAAGUGAAGAUACUGACUGGAACUUAAUUAAACCAGAUAUUUAUGCAACCAUAAUGGAUUUCUAUGCUUCUGGAUUACCUGUUAUUACUGAAGAGGCACCUCGUACAGACACAGCUUCCUCUGAAGAAGAUGAUGAAGUUGUAUUAAUGAUAAAAGAACUGCUGGAAACUCGAAUUCGGCCAACUGUCCAGGAAGAUGGUGGUGAUGUCAUAUUUAAGGGAUUUGAAGAUGGAAUUGUACAGUUAAAACUGCAGGGUGCAUGCACUAGCUGUCCCAGUUCCAUCAUUACACUGAAGAAUGGAAUUCAAAAUAUGUUGCAGUUCUAUAUUCCAGAAGUAGAAGGUGUGGAACAGGUUAUCGAUGAUGAUAAAGAAGAAGCAAACUCUGCCUGAAUCAGUGAAAACUCUGGACUUUAAAAAAUUAUUUUCCAGGCAGCUUUGCCCAAGAUAGCCUGUGGAAAGAAGCCAACUUUCAUCAUCACCAUUUUCCAGACACUUACUUCUUAAGUGGACUGUUUUUUAUUAAUGAUUCCAAAGACACAAAGUGAACAGUGUUCUUGAAAAUGUGGUUAUCUUUUGUUCAGGUUUUUUUAAUGAACACAAUGGAAAAAAUGGAGAAUUUUGGUUCAAAUGUGACACAUUAUGAAAUGUUCCAUUUCUUGAAAUUAAAUAACUUCUGUGGUGACUUGCAGCUGUUUUAUAAAGCUAAUGAUGCCAUGAUAAAUAUAAAGGGAGAUUGAGGAGGAAGGAAGAGAAUCCAUCUUGAUUGCAUAUUCAGUUACUAAUUUGGAUUAGAAUUUGUACUUCACCUGAAGAGCCUAAAUGUGAAGAAAAUUGUUUUACUAUAUUUAACUACCAUGCUAGUGUGUACAGCAAGGUAAUUAAAGAGUACUAUGGUCUACUUAAUUUAUGUUAAGUGAUUUUAAGAAUGUGCCUCUGGAAGAAUAUGUGCACUUUACAGGAGCUGGAACUCUAGGAAAAGUGAAAACAGGCUUCUUCAGUGAAGGAAAAUGUGAAAUUGCAAGUAGCCAGGUCCGAAACAUUGAGUGAUCACAUUAUGGGAAGUUUACAAUCAGCCCAUUCAGUGACUUAAUUCAUUUGAGAAUGUGGCCAUACCAUCAAAUCUGUGCAUUGUUCAUAAUAUUUAAAACAGCAGCUGUUAGAAUUCCCACUGGGAAUAAAAAUGCAACAUAGUUAAAUUGAGAUUCUUAUUUUGAACUAUUGUGUUACCUUUCCGUGAAGAAAAUGUAAGUGUAUAAUGUAUUCUCAGUGAAAAUGCUUUUGAGUGCAGUCUUCAAAGGACACAAAUGGCAGCCUUUUCCCCCCUAAAGUGAAGCAAUGCUGGUUUAGUUGUGGGUUAUAUCUCUUACUAACUACUGUUCUGUGGCAAGACAAAUUAAAUAAAAAUAUUAUUGGUUCUUUCUUUGUA